Molecule: messenger RNA, 2272 nt
Organism: Beta vulgaris subsp. vulgaris (sugar beet)
Lineage: Eukaryota; Viridiplantae; Streptophyta; Magnoliopsida; Caryophyllales; Amaranthaceae
Product: glycosyltransferase-like KOBITO 1
Exons: 11
Coding region: 259-1833 (524 amino acids)
Biological process (GO): response to abscisic acid; cellulose biosynthetic process
Source: RefSeq, a predicted model, not a curated record
AAGUAAAUAAUAAUCACCAAAAUUUUCAGAUCCAAUAUACAACUACUUACUACUAUUAUAAGUUGCUUCCAUAUGAAGUGAAAAACUCCCCCAUCUAAACAACCACCACAACCACAACAACAAACAACAUUUCAUCAAAAACGACCAUUUUCAUUUCUCAUCCUUAAUUUUUUCAAUUAAACAACUUCCCACAAAAAACUCAAAUAUCUCCCCUCUGCAAAAUCGGACCUUUAUUUUCUCUCUCUCCCCCUAAAAACCAUGGCAGGUGGACUACAUGCUCCCUUAAGACCAUCUUCAUCUUCUUCAUCAAAUCAUUCUUUCACUGCAAAACUUCUUCUUCUUCUAACUCUUCUUCCUUUUACUCUUGCUGCUUUUGCUUUCAUUCUUCAAUGGCGUGGUGGUGUAACAGACCCUUCUACUCGUUACUCUUCAGAAGAUCACAAAUUCCCAGGCAUGGAUAGUUCUCCUCCUACAACUACUACUACAACUACCCAUCAUUCUAAGUCUGAUUGUGGGCCUCUUUUGAGCCAUCUCUCUCCUACUUUUCCCUAUUAUCGUGAUUGGAAGUUCCAUUAUCAAACCGAUCUUAAGCCUAAGAUUGCCAUCACAACAAGUACCUCAGCAAGCUUGGAGCAGAUUCUUCCAUGGAUGUUCUUUCACAAGGUUAUUGGGGUCACUACAUUUUACCUUUUUGUGGAAGGAAAGGCUGCAUCUCCAGAAGUCUCAAGAGUCCUGGAAUCUAUUCCGGGUGUAAAAGUAAUUUAUAGAACAAAAGAGCUAGAGGAGAAACAGGCGAAAAGCCGGAUUUGGAAUGAGACAUGGCUAGCGAGUUUCUUUUACAAGCCGUGCAAUUAUGAGCUAUUUGUCAAGCAGUCUCUUAACAUGGAGAUGGCAAUCAUCAUGGCUAGGAAUGAUGGUGCGGAAUGGAUUCUUCACCUUGAUACUGAUGAACUAAUACACCCGGCUGGUACUCGGGAGUAUUCAUUGAGGCAACUGCUGCUUGAUGUUCCUAAGAAUGUGGAUAUGGUUGUUUUUCCCAACUAUGAAAGCAGUGUGGAGCGCGAUGAUAUCCAAGAUCCUUUCAGUGAGAUAUCUAUGUUUAAGAAGAACUAUGAUCAUCUCCCGAAGGAUACAUACUUUGGCAUGUACAAGGAAGCUACUCGUGGAAAUCCUAAUUACUUCUUGACCUAUGGCAAUGGAAAAUCUAUUGCUCGAAUCCAAGAUCACCUUCGUCCUAAUGGUGCUCAUCGGUGGCACAAUUAUAUGAAGACUCCAAAUGAGAUCAAAUUCGAAGAAGCUGCUGUUCUGCAUUAUACAUAUUCAAAAUUUUCAGAUUUGACUUCUAGACGUGAUCGGUGUGGAUGCAAGCCCACGAAAGAGGAUGUUAAGAGAUGCUUCAUGUUGGAAUUCGAUAGAGCAGCAUUCAUAAUUGCUUCAACUGCAACCGAGGAAGAAAUGCGGAAAUGGUAUCAAGAGCAUGUUGUAUGGGGUGACAAAGCACUGAACCUGAAACUCUUGAGGAAGGGCAUUCUAACUCGUGUAUAUGCUCCAAUGGUCAUUGUUCAGGGUUUGAGAGAGUCUGGUAUUUUCACUUCUAUUAUUGAAUCUGCUUCAAAGUCUCUCUCAAAGGAUAAAUUUUUAUCUUCAAUUGAGAGUUCUAAUUCGACGAGACCUCAUGACUCCAUUGGUUCCUCGAGAAAGAUGGGUAAAAUCACCGAGUCUCAGGCAACUGUGAGAAGGGUUCUGCAGUUUACUGAUGCAGCCACUAAUGAAGUUGCCGUUCCACCAUUACCAGCACCUGGUGCGGAUGACAAACAGGUGCUUGAAUGGUGAUAUAUCUGACAUAUUCAUUUGAUUUUACACAUUACAGCUUCCUAUUCUUCUGCCCAUUAGUUAGCCACACAACUGAAACACUGAUUUAGAGAGUUUGGUAAGCAAUGGGAUGAAGCAGGAGGGAAGAGGUUUUUACCUUUGUGGUUUCUUCCCGAUCGUUGCCCAAGCGCUUUGUACACAGAGAGAGAGAGAGAGAGAGAGAGAGAGAGAGGGGGGGGGUGAGAGUGGGUAAUAGCAAAGUAUUUUUUGGUCCAUUCUUAUUCUAGUCCCGGCCGCUAUGGCCGGGUAUAGAAGCGAGGUCUCAUAUUAUGUACAGAAACCAGUGGUUGAUAUGAUGAGAGGCAAUUGUUUUACUACUAAAGAUUCAAAUAGUAGCAUAGAGCUAGUGUAGGCAUCUUUGAUACUCAUUCUUUGAAUGAAUAUGUUAUUUUUCUUUCAA